AUGUUUCAUGGCUGCGGCGGGGAACGGGAGCUGGAACGGGGCGGCAGGACCCGUGGUGUCCGGGUGCUGAUGUGUUUGGGCGCAGUGACAGGUAAUAUUCUUGUCAUGGCGAUUGUGGCUGCGACCAAGACUUUCCACUCUGUGGCGUCGGUGCUGAUCAUGAACCUGGCCAUCAGCGACCUCCUGGUGGGCGUCGGAGUCAUGCCGUUUGUCGCUCUGUCCAUCAUGAACCAUGGAUGGGUUGAUUUCUCUCACCUCUGUUUGUACGUGGGUUACACCUCCUCUGUGUAUUGCACAGCCUCCGUCCUGACACUAGCUGCCAUUGCUCUGGACCGCUACCACUCCAUCAUCGACUGCCUGCGCUACAGCUCCCGCUGCACCCUGUGGAGGACCGGUGCUGUGGUGCUGUGGAUCUGGCUGCAGGCUCUGGUCACCAGUUGCCCUCCCCUGCUGGGCUGGAGCUCUGUCAGUUACGUGGUCCCCAUGUACAGCUGUGCCGUCAACUGGGCCAGCAGUCCCAGCUACACGGCCUCUAUGGCCGCCCUCUCCUUCCUCGUACCUGCGAUGGUCAUCUUCUGCUACGUGAACAUUGUCAAGGUGGCACGCAGCCACGCCAGGAGGAUUCAUACCUUAGAGGACGCUGUCCAGCGAGGUAGGAAUCAGACCUCUGCCUUCGCUUCACCUCAGCUGCAUCAGUGUGGGAAGCUCCACAACCCCUGUUCACUGAUCUACCAUGUGAGUGGCCAGUUUGUGCCUGAUGUCACUAGAGAAGACGGAAGCAGUAUCAGACCUACUCUCCCUAAUUCUACUGCAGAGCAGAGUAACCCUCUUUGCAGACGUCUGGUCUCCAUCUUGGCUCCCAGCUCCUCCCAGCCUCCCCCUGAGAACUCCCAGCAGCACCAUAACCAACACGGAGUGGUGCGUCUCUUCCUGGUCAUCUCAGCAUUCUUCUUCUGCUGGACACCUUACGUGGGUGUGGCCCUCGUUCAGGCCACGGAAACUGCAAUUUCUGGCCAAUCCAGUCUUGUCCCGCCCUCUGCUGUGACCUUUUCAUACUGGCUGGUGUUGCUGAACUCUGACAUCAAUCCUAUUCUGUAUGCUCUGCUUAGCAAACGUUUCCAGGGGGCCCUUCAGGGACUUAGGCAAAAAAUAAGAGCACGUCUGGGAAGUGUGUUGGGCAGGGCAGGGGAGGUCAGAGCCGAGGGAGACGACUACAGGAGUAGCGACCCGUGCAGUCUGAACUCCAUCCCCAUCAGCCCACCGUCCAGCGCGGAGAGUUCAACCUGUGAUGUCUCCAGGUGUUCCCCCUCCAUCCUUCCUGUCUGCAUGGACCUCGAACAUCUUACUGACGAGUUUCUAUGCAAAGUGUGUCGGACUGAAAACACAUCCUCAUCUCCAGAGUGUGGUGGCGACAGGCGGGCGGACAGGCUGCAGGUUCCCCCUCGGCCACAGAAGGGCAAAAGACUACCAUUCUCUGCUCUGACCAGGGAGCGUCAGGCCACGUUCCUCUACGGCCAAAUAACAGUGAGAGUGGAGCAUGACGUGUGUCAAUGAGGCGUUAGUGAUGCAGGAACAGUGUCUACCACAUCAGACUGUGACUGCAUCUUCAUUAUGUAGCAAUGUAUUUUAUUCUUUUUAAUUAACUGAAAAAACUUUCGGCCCAUAAAUAAAAAAAUUAAUAAUUUUAAAUGCCCAGAAAAAUACUUUGAAACCCAAGUUGGCAUAAUCAUGAUAGUCAUAACAGUCAGUUAUAUUUUUUGUUUUUUUGUUUAAGAAAACUGCUGAAAUAAGCAACUUAUUUAAAUUGGAAAACAAAACACCGGAAAAAUAAAACUUGUUAGAUGAGGUUUUGUCCUUAUUUUCUAUAAAAUUUUAAACUGUAAUGACAUGAAAAGAACACCUCGACUGUGAUUUUCUCUUAAGAGGAGCUAAAUGUUUCCGAAAUGACACUCUGCGCUGUGUGUGGGGAGGUUGGAGAGUGAGUACUGUACUGUACAUGCAGGUCCUUGACCUUCAUCGUCUGGUUUAAGAGCUCACCAGCACGUAGAUCAUCCCAUAGAGAUAGUAGAAGAAUGACAGGAGAUCGAAAGCCAGUUUGCAGCAUCCCUCUUUUUGACAGUAAGCCAGGAUGUCAGCGUUCAUGAUGGUUGUUGGGUC
This is a messenger RNA of Pleuronectes platessa (European plaice), 2157 nucleotides long. Its product is annotated as 5-hydroxytryptamine receptor 1D-like. Gene Ontology annotation, molecular function: G protein-coupled receptor activity. Gene Ontology annotation, biological process: G protein-coupled receptor signaling pathway. The record is from RefSeq and is a predicted model, not a curated record. Lineage: Eukaryota; Metazoa; Chordata; Actinopteri; Pleuronectiformes; Pleuronectidae. Gene Ontology annotation, cellular component: membrane.